Molecule: messenger RNA, 1380 nt
Organism: Cyclospora cayetanensis
Lineage: Eukaryota; Apicomplexa; Conoidasida; Eucoccidiorida; Eimeriidae
Exons: 6
Coding region: 1-1380 (459 amino acids)
Source: RefSeq, a predicted model, not a curated record
AUGGGCGCUGGCGCCGCAGAGGGGCCCCCUAGGGCUUGGGGGCCCCCAGAUGCCGCUCCGCAGCUUCUCAAGAAAUUCCUCUUGGGAACUCCUUCCCUCAAACCGUGGUCUUUGGCACCGUUACAUGCAGGGGGAACGGAUUGGAGGUCUCUUGCCACUCGAACGCUCCUUCCGUUUGCACGGAGGAGGGCUGUAGCAUAUAGAGGCUGCAACUUCUCCCUGUACCGCUGCACGUGGCAACAAGGAGGCUGCUAUUGGGGAAUUCCUCUGGGGCCUCCUGCGGAGGAGAUCGACGGUGUGCUCACCCAGAAGGACAAGCAAACUCUAAGAGCAACGCGGGAGGUCCUAAGGCAAAACUGGAGAGAGAACCUCAAGAGCUUUGCAGUUCAAAUUGAAGUAGGUGGAGAUUUCUACUGCCCUCCUUUCGUUGCUGUGUCUUCUACACAUAUCUAUUGCCAGCUAUGCGAAAUUACUAAAGAUCAGACUUUGCAAUUUUUGCAUCCGCCUUGGUUAGAGGCGGCAUACGCCUCCCCUGUCCCGCGCGCACGCCUAUCGUCUGCGGCGGCAGGCCAAAGCUCAGCAGCUGCUGCUGCAGGCACCCGAUACGAGCGCCUCCUAAGAAUAGCAGCAGCGGAGGAAGCGAGUGCAGCAAAGGCCUUUGCAGCGACGCCUUUCGCUGCGCCCCCAGCAGCAGCGGCAGCUCCGAAAGGCGAGACAAGCGAGGAGCCCCUCCGAGUCUUGCACCGUGCAUCGAAGCGGCCGUUGUCUUCUGCCGCUGCUCCAGAAGCGGGGGGGGGGCCCUCCGCGCCUUCUGGGCGUCGCCGAACGCUGCGCCGGGGCCCCCGGGUGGGGGCCCUCGGGGCCCUGAGCGAAAUAGACAGUCUCAUCCGGCCCACGAGUUUGGACUUGGCGUCUCUGGGCGCAUCUGCGCUGCCUCUCUCUCUGGCAAGCAGCAAAUUCAACAGAAAUCCCUACGAGCACCACGCGCUCAUCGUGGGGGCCUUCUGCCUCGCCUCGCAUGCGUUCUACGCAGCCCGAUCGGGGGCCCCAGGGAGCCAGCCAGGCACGCUUGGCGCGCAACCGGAUCUCCUGCACGGGGAGCUGUACGAGGGCCCCCAGCAGGGCCUGCACGGGGAGCGGGGGGCCCCUUUCCUGGGUGCCCUCCAUGACGCGACGGCCGCCGACUUUAGGAUUGGCAGGGAGGCCCUUAGAGUCACCGAGCAGCGAGAGCGCGAAGCGCUCUGCCCCUGCCUCGCCAGUUUCGCAGGGUUAGGGGUUUUACAGAGGGCUGCCCCUGACGCGUGUGCGGGGGGGGAGAAGGCGGCGAGGAUUUGCAGCCGUGAGUUGGGUAGGAUUUCCGCUGUUGUCGGGGUCGACUAG